Messenger RNA from Schistosoma guineensis, 3350 nucleotides. The record is from the annotation of a GenBank genome assembly. NCBI's taxonomy places the organism in Eukaryota, Metazoa, Platyhelminthes, Trematoda, Strigeidida, Schistosomatidae.
AGUGCGUAACGUUGUGAGCUAACGGGUUCUGUGUAGAUGCAUCUGUUUGACUACAAAUUUUUUAAACAUUUGACGUCAGUUUGGCCAUCCAACUUACUGUCUAAAAUUUUUGUUUAUUUUUACGGGUGCGUUAACAUGAAACAGUUAUGCGAAUGAAUUACGACUAGCUAGUCGUAAUUGACUAGUUUAAUUAAGAUGCUGACACAUUUAGGUGUUAUUAAAUGUCAUGAGGACGUUUUGAUAAGCACCGUUGAAAUACAUAGCCAACAAUUGAGCUGUUUUAAGCUCAUAAAAAUCCGUGGGGCUGAAAUUCAUUGGCAUUUAAAUGCACUUACUGCGGUUAUGACUCUUAAUAAUAAUAACAAACUAUAUUUUUAUUGCAGAUUCAGUCCAUCCAUUAUUGUCUUAAAGUCAGUCGGAGCUUUUUAAAAGAAGUGCAGUUAACAUAAAAUUAUUUAUUCUGAAACGGCGGUGAGAAUGCGCUGUAGGUCAACGAAUAUUUCCACCCUCGAAGAAGUCUUGCAUGUGAUUCAUCACCAAUUAGUUAAUAUUUUUAUACGUUCUAUAUAAAAUCCGACAAACUGGUGUCUGUCAAAGCCUGUUAUUGUGUUUUACUCGACUGUUCCUUUGGUAGCAAAUUGCUCCUCAUAACUAUAGCCUUAAAUGUUCAGCGUUUAAUAAUGGGUGGUCAUGGUAUUCAUUGCCACGCUAACUUAAGAAAGGACUUCAUUUGUUAUCCCGAGGGGUGGGUUAUAGUCUAUAUUUCUGGCCAAGUGUAUUGUCACUUCAUAUAUAAUGGCUUUUUAAUAUUUAAAAGCCUUAAUCUACAGUUGUGAACUAUUUUAAAAAAGUGUAUAAAGUCCUCUCUUAGAGUGACUUUUUUGUAAGUAUAUGCGGUAGCUAGAAAUGGUCAAGUAACUUUAAAGAAUUUGCAGACUUUAGAAGUUCGGCCCACAUUUUCUAAACGUUCACCAAAUUUCCAUAGUUCAGACGCAAUCCGAAACUACAGACGCGUUUAUUUAUUUUUUGAUGAUUUACUUAUAUUGCAAGGUCAUCAUCUACAACAAAUAAAGUCAUAUACUGUUUGUUACAGUGUUAAUUCAACGGUUUUUAACAACUGCGUAGUAUUUAUCCUUUAUUUCUUCCAAAAUGUGAAGAUUUCCGAGGGACUGUAGAUGUACCAACAAGUAUUGUAAAUUAUGAAUAUAGUCUUCGUACAGCUACGUUUAAUAAGAUGAGUUAUUUAAUUUCGAAGCUUUUACUGUCUUUCUGGACGAAAUCAACAUAAACUUCAUAUAGAAGUGAGGUACUGGAGUAUCUUCGCAAGUGAUUAAGGAUAAAAAUAUGUACCAACCAGUAAACGUAAAUCAAAUUUAAAAAAUGCGAUAAUCAGACCAUUAGUACUUUAAAAAUAUUAAUCGAAGUAUAACAGAUACCAAAACAAGACCAGUAACAAGUGAAAAACAAUGGGCUUCUAUAGUAGGUUGAAACUGCGCAAGACAAAGAACUUCAAUACAGCCAAUUAUCUUACUUCUUGGGACCCAGGCACUACAUCUGUCACUAAGAAAUUAACAUCGCAACCUGUGGUACAUUCAUGCGAUCAGUCUUCUAUACCUCCCAUAUAAUCUGCGGAUAUGGUUAAAGACAUUCAAAUCAAGUGAAAGAAGUUGAUGUUAACCUUUGGCGACACAGUCUUAUUCGCUUCAGUUAAAACAGGGGAAGUAAGAGACAUCGUAUUCUUGCUCCUCAUCAGCAAUACAGAUCUUUAUAAAUACAAAAGGUUAAGAAUCAUGGUUCCGUUAAACUCACCGAUUUAUGUGUAGCAGUAUAUUUCAAAUUUCACAUUAAGAUAAUUAAAGGCACAGAACUGUAACUGGUCAAUUUGGUUUGAAAUUCAAUUGAGGAACAUAAGAUCACAACCUCAUAUUUUUCAUGAACUAUCAUAGACAAAUAGAUUUAUGGUAAAGUAUCCAAAUAGCUUUUGUGAUUAUUGAUUAGCAAACAGUGGAAAAAGCAGUUUCAUAAAGUAUACAUUUACGGAAGAACUAGCAUAUAAAAUAAACAUUGAGGGUUCAGAAAACAAAGAAAGUCGUUCAGAGUCAGAAAAUAUGUAGCAAACAUUUUACAUAUGUUAAUAUUUAUGAGGACCUAUUAAUAAUGUAAAAAUGUCUUUUAAUUAAGAAAAAUAAGUGUAUUUUAUUGUCUAGAUAAGGCAGCGGUAGAACAAAGUUCAUGGAAACUAAAAAGUGUAUUAAGAUAGUACAUUUUUAGCAAUCUGACCGCACAUAUGCUUGUUAGAGGACUUAUGUGUGAAGAUCAAAGGUUGGUCAGAUAAUUGUAGGAUAAGUUAGACGGAUGUGUAAUGUAAUCCACAUUGUUGUCCUUAUUACCUUUGAUUCCCUCCCAGUUGACCUUCAUUUUUCCAUAUAUAAAUUUCGUAACAAAUGAAUAUGUGGUCAGACUUCAAAAUGUAUUGUGCUAAUAUAUUACAUAGUUUUGACAAAGUGAUUUUAUUACAUCAUCUAAAUUUAUCAGGACUAGUUUUUUUUAAUUUCAAUGUUUGGUUAUUUCCAUAACGUCUCUGUGUUACAUUUCUUUUUCAGACUUUAAUACUUUUGCGAACAUAACCUAGAUGCGUUCAGUACCUUUACGAUCUUUCAAUGACUUUUUAGGCUUUGGCGCUCGAUACAGUAUACCCAAAGAAUGUAAAUGGAAUGGACGAAUGGUUUCAAAUCUAAUUUAUUAUCAGUCGAAUUACUUUUUGUUAAGCUUAGUUAUAAUAAUGUUACUGAGCGCGCUUAAUCCCAUUCCCGUUAUAACAGGACUUCUUGUGAUAUGCUUACCCUUGAUGAUCCUCCUAUUUUUAGAUACACAAACCCUUAACACUAUUAACCAACCAAAGAUACUUGUACCUGUAUGUAUUGUCAUCGCCAUGUUACUGAUUCGUUUCAUAUCCGGAAUCAUCUUUUUCUUUUGUGUUCUACUUGUUCCAGUACUAACAGUAUGCCUUCAUGCCCUCUGUAGACAACGUAAUUUAAAGAACAGAGUUUGUAAACUUGUGGAAUCAGUUCGCUCUGGAGAACAAAAGACACUAAUGGGAUAUAUGCUGGAAGUAUUUGGUGUAGAUGUACGACUGCUUACUAUUGAUAAUUAAUUGAAGAUCAUCUUAAUUAAAGAAGAUGCAUCUUUUCAUUGAACAACUCAUUUCGUAUUGUUUCGUUCUUAUUACUGUUGCUUUGCUCAUAAAUGAAAUACUUGUGUUGUUCCUGUGAACUUUAGACUUAUUUAUUGCAUGCAUACUUCACCAAACAAGUUUUAACUCGUCUCAGAAAUAUACAUAUAUUGAUUGU